Microbotryum saponariae is the source of this 1399-nucleotide messenger RNA. The record is from the annotation of a GenBank genome assembly. Lineage: Eukaryota; Fungi; Basidiomycota; Microbotryomycetes; Microbotryales; Microbotryaceae.
AUGGAGCCACUGCUGUCGUACGGUGCGACGCUGGCUCGAGGACUCAGGGGCGACCACGGGGUCGUGGGACUGUACGGCGCCGUGCAGCGACUGUUCAUCACGUUUGGUCUCACUGCCGGACCAGCGAGUUUCAUCAUUGGUGAGUUGAAAUGGUUUGUAGCAGUCGGGUUUGGCCGUGGACACGCCGUGGUGCUCCACAUUGUCGAUACGUGCCUGACCCGUCUCUCAUCCAUCCUGUGUGCGACAGAUGCGCCUUUCGGAAGGUGGUCGGACCAUUCAUUCCUGAGCGUCAACGGCAACUUUGGAUGGCUGCUCAUGGAACUCGUGUCGCCACUCUCGUUUAUGGUCGCCAUGACCAUCUCCCCGUCAUCGUCCAUCUCCCAGAUCCCCAAAAGCCUUACCUGGGACUUGCCCUUUAGCAUCCUCAACGCGUUCACAUCCCUUCCAAGAGCUCGAGCACUUCUUUCUUUCAUGUUCUUGGUACACUAUCUCAAUCGAGCCGUCAUCUCGACCGUGCGCAAUCCAGGACGAGCGCGGAUGAACAUCGCCGUCCCUCUCUCGGCCAUGCUCUUCAAUCUCGCUAAUGGAGGGACAAUGGGAUUCUGGAUCUCUGGAGGUGAAGCGACCAAUGGGACGAACACAACACAUGCAUGGGGUCUGCGAAACGACUCGUGGGCUUUGCUUGUAUUCGCGAUCGGCGUAAACCUCUGGUUGUUUGGCUUUGUGGGCAACGUCGUGUGCGACGAGAUGUUGUACGACCUCAAGAGGAAGAAGGUCAAGAGCAGUGGGAGAACACUAGAACAGAGGAAGAAGAUGUCACCCCGCGAGCGUUACUCGAUCCCGAAAGGGUUCUUGUACGAUUACAUUUCGCACCCGAGUUAUUUUACCGAAUGGAUCGAGUGGAUCGGUACGUAGUAGCUACCGCGCCUUCUCCUAGGCCGCGAGGUCACAACACGACAUCUGGCUGAUGUUGAGCCUACCAUUCACCAAAAUCGGAUUGCACUGUGAACAAUUUUAGGCUUCGCUAUCGCUUCAUUGUGCCUUGCCCCUUCUCCGUUCCCGGGCCUCGCACUCGCCUCGAUCGAUUCACCGACGCUCAAGACCACGCUCUCAUCCUUGCUCGGUCGUUCGGCUUCGCCAUAUGCACUUUUACGAGGUGUUCCUCCUGCAUUGAGACCCUUCUCCCAGUGGUAUUUGCAACCUCCGAUGAUCUUCGUCAUGCAAGAAAUCUUGGUCAUGCUCCCCAGAGCGGUGAGUGCUUUCUGUCGGGAUCGGGUGUACGAAAAUUCACUCCAACUGAUGGCGAAAUUCUCAGGUGUCUGGUCAUAAAUGGUACCAAGCAACUUUUGGAGAAGAGUGGCCCAAACACAGGAAGAUCGUGAUCCCCGGAGUGUUCUGA